This is a messenger RNA of Polychytrium aggregatum, 1812 nucleotides long. RefSeq lists its product as uncharacterized. Bases 1 to 1812 code for a protein of 603 amino acids. The transcript has 10 exons. NCBI's taxonomy places the organism in Eukaryota, Fungi, Chytridiomycota, Chytridiomycetes, Polychytriales. The record is from RefSeq and is a predicted model, not a curated record.
AUGGACGGUGCCAGAUCACCCGUCCCCGAGAACCACACCGAGCACGACCGCAAGGCGAAAAAGCCGAUCCAGCUACACAUUGACACCAUUCCCCUGCGAAAAGAAGAGCAUCUCGCCGAGGUGCGCAAGGAGUCCGAUCUGGUCACUCCCUCCUCCCGCACCUCGAUCGACCCCGCGCUCCCGACGGUGCUCAGGACAACUGCCCGGGUCUCGCUGCUGUCGACGCCGCCGCCACCACAGGCCCGACCCCCGUCGUCGCUCAGAUCCGUCGAGUCUCCAAAUAUAACAGUAUCGUCGCUGCAUACGGGUAAUCCACCGUCCGUGGCAUGCAGCCCCCCACCGCCGAUUCAGUCGCCAAAGGCGGUCUUCGUCGACGCUGCGAUCGACACCCAGACCGACCAUGAGCUACAAGAACUCCGGGAGCUCGUUUGGCGCCAGAGCAAUCUACUGCGUUGGUAUCAUGAAAAGUACCCCCAGCACAACCCCUCGGAGCUCGUGCCGCUCACUACCCUCGAGCUGGAGCUGGAAGUGAAGCGCCGCCAUGACCCGUUCCGCUACGAGCUGAUCUUCGAGGUCGCUCGAACAGCGUUCCGAUCCUAUGACGAGAAACUUGGCGACAUGGAGGCAGCCAGCAAGGCCAACCACAGGGAGAUACUGGACUAUCAGUCGACCUGCGAGAGCGUACGAAAGGAGAACGCCAUCCUCAAGAGCCAGAGCGACGAGCUGCACAGGCGGAUCAAGGAGCUGAAUGAGAGAACGUGUCAUGACUGCCGAGAGCACCAGAGUCAAAUCGAUUUGUUGAAGGACGAGGUUCUGCAGCUCACAGCAGAAAUCAAGCGCAAUGAGCCGAUUGUGACUCGAGCCUCUGAUCUUCAGAAACAAGCCCUGACCCUGACAAGCCACCUGACUUCGCUGCAAAACAUGGUUGCAAGCCAGUCCGAAUCGAUCCAGACUCUGACUGACCAGGCACUCAAAUGGGAGACCGAGUACAACGAAUGCAGCGGCAAGCUCUCUCGGGCAGUAAGCUCGAACAAGCAGCUGCUGUCGCGGUCGAUUGCUCUUGAGAAGAUGUUUGGCGAAAUGGAGAACAAAUUGCUUGACUAUCGGCGCGAGCUUGACCGCAGGAAGAAAUGGAUCAAGGAAAACGAAGGGAUCGUGGAGGAGUACAAGAGCUGCAUAGAGGAAUUCGAGAUUGGCAAGGGCCUCGUCACCGACACAAACAAGGCUCUCGAUGAGGACCGGCCGUUGUUCCGAGGUCUUCUGAAAGCCCACAUCAAGCGACUGUAUCGAAACAUCGAAGAUUUGAGGCGGCAGCUCGAGAGUCAAGACAAGAGAAGCUUCAAGCUCGAGAGCUCGUACAACCAGUUCCUGCGCAAGUACAUGCACGAUGUCGACGAAAAGGACACGCUCCUGGAGGUGGGCAAGUCGCACCUGAAGGGCAUGAUCCAAACGAUGGAGCGAACCCGAGAUGAGCGGGAUGCAGCUGUGCAGAGGGCUGAAUCGGCCACAAAAGAGACGCUGGAACUCUCCGAGAAACUCAAGCACGCGCUCACACAGCGAGACGGCGAGAUGUCUGGUAUCAUAAAGCAGUCCAACGACAAGAUGAAGGAGAUCCGGGAAAACUACGAAAGCGAGCGGAUGCGGCUCCACCAGCAAAUCGAUCAACUACGUGGCGAAAAGGUCGAGCUGCAGGUCGAGGUUGGCCAACUGCUGCGUGACAAGAGGGCAACCGAACUGGAGCUCGAUGCCUCGAAGAAGAUUGCGGCUCUGGGACGAGACAAGACGAGAUACGAGCCAAGUCCAAUAUUUUGA